Molecule: messenger RNA, 2066 nt
Organism: Physeter macrocephalus (sperm whale)
Lineage: Eukaryota; Metazoa; Chordata; Mammalia; Artiodactyla; Physeteridae
Product: ubiquitin/ISG15-conjugating enzyme E2 L6-like
Exons: 2
Coding region: 1-186 (61 amino acids)
Source: RefSeq, a predicted model, not a curated record
AUGGCUUUGGGCAUCAUCCGUGAAUGUGCCCCAGUUUUGGAGGCCCUCAAUGUGCUGGUGAAUAAACCAGACCUGGGGCAGCCCCUUCGCCUGGAGCUAGCUGACCAGCUGACACAGGACCCGGAGCUGUUCAACAGAAGGGCCAGAGAGUUCACCCUCCAGUUUGGAGUGGACCGGCCCUCCUAACUCUGCCUCAGACCCACCUCUGCACUGGAUGCUUUCUGUGUGAUGGAUGGACACAUGGCAUGGGCGAGGGGCCAGAGCCCCUUUGUGGUCCAUUUCCUGCUCAUUUCUCCAAGUUUUCCAUCUUAGAUCGUUAGUCGUUUGUGUGUGUGCGCGCGCGUGUGCGUGCGUGUGCGCGCGCGCGCGUGUACGUGUGCGGGGGCGGGGCCACAGUUAUGUGUGUGGUACGUGGACCCACUGGCCUCAGGUGUGCGUUCCCCACUUCCUUUCUCUGCGCGAGAGCCAGGGGCAUUUAGGUUUUGCAGAGUCGCAGGCCAGCUCUCCAGAGCUCUGUGAUGUGAGAAUCCUGAUCCCCCUAGUCACUCUAUCUUAGAGACUCGGGCUGCCUUGCAGGCCGGCUGGCAGGAAAUGAGCCCAGCAGCCCACCAGAAUCCGCUGAGGGCCCAGGCAUGGGGGUGCAGGCAGGGCAGAGGGGCAGCGGGUAGUAUGGGAGGGAGGCAGGGCACAGGGAGGAGAGACUCCUACCUACAGUUGAGUGCUUUGUUGAUUGAGUGAUUGAAAACAGCCAGACCGCUGAUAGACAUGUAUAGAUGCAAACCCUUUUCUCUUCCACUGAUGAAUCAUAAAGUGAAGAAACUAAUCUCCAUCCAAGAAAUCUGACUACAUGGGGUUUUGUUGUUGUUUUUUUUCUUUUAAUUUUUUUUUUUUUUUUUUUUUUGCCACACAACCAGGGAUCCGACCCACAGCCCCUGCAGUGGAAGCGCAGGGUCUUAACCACUGGACCGCUGGGGAGAUCCCCUGACUACACGGUUUUUAAACCACUUGCUAUCCCAUUAGGUUGCUGGUUCCUAGGGACCAGGCUUUAGGCGGGGAGGUGUUUCCCUUCCAGCUUCCAGUCCACGGGAGCCACGGAGAGCAAGUGUUUGCCCAGCUAUUAAAGUCACAGAUGGACUGUGGAGUCCAACUGAGUGUUCACUGAGGGGACGGGUGGUUCAUCGGGAGAAGAGGAGGCUGGGGGUUUAGCUGCAGUCUAGUUAAAGGUGUGACCCUGCUUUCCAUCAGCUGAGGGCUCGCUGGGCGUGGAGCCUUGUGUGACCCCAGGCAUUGUGGGGAAAGCUGGCCAUGAGGGACUAGACCACCCUUGGCCUGAGCGAUUGUCAACACAUCCACAAGGAUAACAUCCCCAUUUUUAGAGAUGAGGCAACCAAGGCACAGAGCGCUUCAGUGGCUUGCCAGGUCCACUCUGCUGAUCAGGGCAGAGGCCACACCUCCAGCUGCAGUGCCAAGCUGGCUGGGUUUUGUUUUUGUGUUUUUCAUGAACUGUUCUCAUCAGCGCACGUGCUCCAAAUGGCUGAUAGAGCCAGACAGGAUUGUUAGCGGGAAAUUAUACUCAGCUCCAGGGUUCAUCUCUAGUGAACAGCAGAGAAACAAAAACAAGCCAAAACUCUAGCCAGGGUUGGAGGGAUUAACUUAGCACAAAGGAGGAGCUUUCGGGGUGCAGUGGUUCUAAGCUCCUAGAAGACCACUGGCUUUUAAGAGACAGACUAUGGGGUAUCUUUGAGUCAGGGGAAUCACUCCAGGCCCCACUAGCCUAGUUGGGGUGAGAUUUGUAGAGAAUCUUCUACUCUAGUCCCUGCCCUGGAAUUCCCUAAUCUGGGAGAAGUGUGGAAAAAGGGAAGAGAACUGGGAAAGUGCCACCCAUGGCUGGAAAUGUAAGAUGUGCUGUUACUUUGGGCCACCACUUAAAGAACACCUAUGUGACGGGCCCCGGGCAAGGCUGUUUGUCCUUUUCAUGAUGUCAUUUAACGCUCACAGCACCUGCAUGAUUUUGAGCUCCUCUCAUCCCCAUGCAGACGGUAAACUGAAGCUCAGAGAGGUUCACU